Ctenopharyngodon idella (grass carp) is the source of this 9431-nucleotide messenger RNA. It is a transcript of the gene grin2ba, whose product is annotated as glutamate receptor, ionotropic, N-methyl D-aspartate 2B, genome duplicate a. The coding region runs from base 1409 to 6214 and encodes 1601 amino acids. Gene Ontology annotation, molecular function: transmitter-gated monoatomic ion channel activity involved in regulation of postsynaptic membrane potential; NMDA glutamate receptor activity. The transcript has 17 exons. Gene Ontology annotation, cellular component: postsynaptic membrane; postsynaptic density membrane; plasma membrane. Lineage: Eukaryota; Metazoa; Chordata; Actinopteri; Cypriniformes; Xenocyprididae. Gene Ontology annotation, biological process: long-term synaptic potentiation; monoatomic ion transport; synaptic transmission, glutamatergic. The record is from RefSeq and is a predicted model, not a curated record.
AUCGAGUGCGUGCGCGCGCUGCGUGCGUGCGUGUGUGUGUGUUUGGCGCAGUCAUACAGUUGCAGCGCGUGUGUGUCCUGACAUACAGCAGCAUGUGAGCGCGCGCGGGCGCGGGCGCGCGUGUGUGUGUGUUGCGAGCAGGUGUUUUUGCGAGGCGUCAGGAGGAGGGACACACACACCCUCCAAAAGAGCAGCAUCACGGAGGCGGCAGGAGUAUUCGCUUUUUUCUUUCGUUUUUUGUUCUUCUUCUUCCUCAUCGUGAUCGUGGGAGGUGCUUUUUCUUUUCAUUUGCUCGCUCUGUCCGUCAUCUGCCUGCUCGUCUAUUUCUCCAUCUAUCUCAUCUAUAAUUUCUUUGGUUUGUGAGUUUUCGGAGGGACUGUGUGUGUUCUUACCUUCUUCUUUUUCUCCUCCUCCUCCUCUUCCUCAUCACCCCGCGGCUGGUGUGUUUGGUUCUAGGUAGGUUGAUUUGUGUUCACUGUAGUGUGUGUGUGAGUGUGUGUAUGUUUGCACACAUGAACACACACAUGCAGUAUGUGACGUAAAGAGAGAGAAGUGUGUCUUACCUCAGUCAGCUGUGUGUGUGUGUGUGUGUGUGUGUGUGUCAUCAGAAACACAUUAUACUCAUAAUACACUCACCUCUCACUCUCUCUCCCUCUCUUCAUUCUACUGGUCUCUCACCUGUGUGUGUGUGUGUGUGUGUGUGUGCAGUCCUUCAUAAUUCUACAUAAACCAUCAUUUCUUCAUCUUUACCUGUCUUUCAUUCAUUGAUCUGCUGCUCUUUCUGGUAUUACGCGGUUAUUCACGCGCCAGCGCUCAUCGUCAUCAGUGUGUGUGUGUGUGAGUAAUUAAUCUGUUCAUUAAUAGAGAGAGAGAGCACGUAAAGUUGCAUUGUUCCCGUGUGUGUGUGUGUGUGUGUGUGUGUGGAGCCGCGCUUCACCCCUCCAUCAUCAUCAUCAUCAGCCGUCUCUGAGGCGGCGUUGAUCAGGCUGCACGAGACCUUUGGAUGCAGCUCUUCUCUUGUGUUUCUCCUGAGGAGACUCGCUUCAUUCAUGAGUCUGGACUGCGACGCUUUUCCAGAUGAGCAAACACACGCGCCUCUUUCUGCUCUUUUACAAUUGGACUAAAUGCGGAGUGAAGCCGUUUUAGCUGAGGUGAAUGUGAACGGGACGCCGGAUCCGCCGGAGGACGUGAGCGCGCAGACUGUUCGACGCUCUGAAAACCAGGACGCUGAAGAUCAGCAGCUCCAGAGGACAAACACACACACACACACACACACGAGAACAGAGAGAGAAACUGCAGACCGACUGUGUCCACAGUAGGGAAUGAGAGCGCUACAGCAUCAUGUGGUUUCUGAGAUGGAGGAGUGAGAGUUUGGCUGAAAACACACGAGGUUUUUCUCUCCUCCAUCAUGUCCAUCUGCGUUUACCGUGGCUUAGCUCCACCCUCUCAGGAAAAACGGGCGUGGCUUUGUCAGCCAGCCCCACCCUCACUCCACUGGCCCCGCCCUUCGCUCUAUCAGCUGUUUGCCGUGUGCCUGCUGCUGCUUCUGCCGGCGGCCGUCCAAUCGCGGCGCGAUCGGGGCGGAGGGGGCGUGGCCCACUACAUCCCAUCAUCGGUGGCUCAGUUCCCACCCAUAUCCAAGCUGCUGCAGGGCCUGAGCAUCGCAGUGGUGCUGGUGGGGAACUCCAGUGAGGUGGCGCUCGCCGGCACCCGCGACAAAGACGACUUCAGCCACAUGCCGCUGGCGCCCAACGUAGAGAUGCUCACCAUGAAUGAGACGGACCCCAAGAGCAUCAUCAAGAGCAUCUGCGACCUGAUGACGGAGCACUGGCUGCAGGGCGUGGUGUUCGGAGACGACACCGACCAGGAGGCCAUCGCUCAGAUCCUGGACUUCAUCUCAGCGCAGACGCACAUCCCCAUCCUGGGCGUGAAGGGAGGAUCCUCCAUGAUCAUGGCCGCUAAGGACGAUAACUCCAUGUUCUUUCAGUUCGGGCCCUCCAUCGAGCAGCAGGCGUCUGUCAUGCUCAACAUCAUGGAGGAAUAUGACUGGUACAUCUUCUCCAUAGUUACCACAUACUACCCCGGUUACCAGGACUUUGUUACCAAGAUCCGCAGCACCAUCGAGAACAGUUUUGUGGGCUGGGAGCUGGAGGAGGUGCUGCUGCUGGACAUGUCUGUGGACGACGGAGAUGCCAAGAUCCAGAACCAGCUGAAGAAGCUGCAGAGCCCCGUCAUCCUGCUCUACUCCACCAAAGAGGAGGCCAACGUCAUCUUCGAGGUGGCGCAUUCUGUCGGCCUGACGGGAUACGGCUACACCUGGAUCGUGCCGUCUCUGGUGGCGGGCGACGCCGAUCACAUCCCGCCCGAGUUUCCCACAGGCAUGAUCUCGGUGUCCUAUGACGAGUGGGAUUACGGGCUGGAGGCGCGCGUGCGGGACGGUGUGGCUGUGAUCGCGUCGGCUACCUCCACCAUGAUGAUAGACCGUGGGCCGCACACGCUGCUGAAGUCUGAGUGCCACGGGGCGCCGGACAAGAAGAGCCAGAUCACGGGCAACAACAACGAGGUGCUCAGGUAUCUGAUGAACGUGACGUUCGAGGGUCGUAAUCUCUCCUUCAGUGAGGACGGGUAUCAGAUGCACCCCAAACUGGUGAUCAUCCUGCUGGACAAGGACAGACAGUGGGACAGAGUGGGUAAGUGGGAGAACGGCUCUCUGAGCAUGAAGUAUCACGUGUGGCCACGCUUCGAGCUGUACUCCGGGACGGAGAACCGUGAGGACGAUCAUCUGUCCAUCGUCACGCUGGAGGAGGCGCCGUUUGUGAUCGUGGAGGACGUGGAUCCGCUCAGCGGGACCUGCAUGAGGAACACGGUUCCCUGCCGAAAGCAGCUCAAAUCAGUUAAUCAGACGCGUGAACCUGCGGUCUACAUCAAGCGCUGCUGUAAAGGUUUCUGUAUCGACAUCCUGAAGAAGAUCGCCAAGUCUGUUAAGUUCACGUACGAUCUUUAUCUGGUGACCAACGGCAAACACGGCAAGAAGAUCAACGGCACGUGGAACGGGAUGGUGGGGGAGGUGGUGCUGAAGAACGCUCACAUGGCCGUCGGGUCGCUGACCAUCAACGAGGAGAGGUCAGAGGUCAUCGAUUUCUCUGUGCCCUUCAUAGAGACGGGCAUCAGCGUCAUGGUCUCGCGGAGCAACGGCACCGUCUCUCCGUCUGCGUUCCUCGAGCCCUUCAGCGCUGACGUCUGGAUCAUGAUGUUCGUCAUGCUGCUGCUGGUUUCUGCCAUCGCCGUCUUCGUGUUCGAGUACUUCAGUCCCGUGGGCUACAACCGCUGUCUCGCUGACGGCCGAGAGGCCGGAGGGCCAUCGUUCACCGUUGGGAAGGCCAUCUGGCUGCUCUGGGGUUUGGUCUUCAAUAACUCCGUCCCUGUGCAGAACCCCAGAGGAACCACCAGCAAGAUCAUGGUGUCCGUCUGGGCCUUCUUUGCUGUGAUUUUCCUGGCCAGCUAUACAGCCAACCUGGCCGCUUUCAUGAUUCAGGAAGAGUACGUGGACCAGGUGUCGGGUCUCAGCGACAAAAAGUUUCAGAGACCCAACGACUUCUCCCCGCCGUUUCGCUUCGGGACGGUGCCAAACGGCAGCACAGAGAGAAACAUCCGCAAUAACUACAGAGAGAUGCACUCAUACAUGAUCAAAUUCCACCAGCGCAAUGUGGACGAAGCUCUGUACAGUCUGAAAACAGGGAAGCUGGAUGCGUUCAUUUAUGAUGCUGCAGUGCUGAAUUACAUGGCGGGCCGAGACGAGGGCUGUAAGCUGGUCACCAUUGGCUCUGGGAAAGUCUUUGCUUCCACCGGCUACGGCAUCGCCAUCCAGAAAGACUCGGGUUGGAAGAGACAGGUGGACCUUGCCAUCCUGCAGCUCUUUGGAGACGGUGAGAUGGAGGAGUUGGAGGCUCUCUGGCUCACCGGGAUCUGCCAUCACGAGAAGAAUGAAGUGAUGAGCAGUCAGCUGGAUGUGGACAAUAUGGCAGGCGUGUUCUACAUGCUGGGAGCCGCCAUGGCUCUCUCGCUUAUCACCUUCAUUGCCGAACACGUCUUCUAUUGGCACCUGCGCUUCUGCUUCAUGGGCGUGUGCUCUGGGAAACCAGGGCUCACCUACACCAUCAGCAGGGAGAUUUACAGCUGCAUUCACGGAGUUGAAAUCGAAGAGAAGAGUUCAGCGCUGAAUUCACCCUCUGCUACCAUGAACAACACCCACUCAAACAUUCUGCGUCUGCUGCGCACUGCCAAGAACAUGGCAUCUCUCUCUGGGGUCAACGGUUCUCCGCACAGCGCUCUCGACUUCAUCCGCCGGGAGUCCUCCGUGUAUGACAUCAGCGAGCACCGCCGCAGCCUGGCUGGACACUCGGACUGCAAGGCCCCGUACCUGCCCGAGGACAACAUGUUCAGCGACUACAUCAAUGAGGUGGAGCGCACCUUCGGCAAUCUGCACCUGAAGGACAGUAACCUGUACCAGGACCACUACCUGCACCACCACGGAGGCUCGACCCUGGGGCUGACAGGACCGCCACCCAACCGGCCCCACAGCCUGGGCUCCAGCAGUUCUCUGGAGGGCGGCAUGUUUGACUGCGACAGCCUGGGCGGCGGCGGCGUGGCCCCCAUCUUCAGCACCCAGCCGCGUUCUGCGCUGACCCACAGGAACAUGAGCAAAUUCGACCUGCUGCAGAGCCAGACUCCUCCGUCUGGGCCAGGCUUGAAGCAGGGGCUGGCUGACCUGUACGGAAAGUUCUCCUUUAAAGGCGGAGCGUCCAGUUCGGGAUAUAUCGCGGGGCACGACCGGUACUGCAGUGGAGCCGAUGACGGAAACAUCCGUUCUGAUGUGUCAGACAUUUCCACUCAUACUGUGACCUACGGCAAUCUGGAGGGCAAUGCUAAGAAGCGGAAGCAGUACAGAGACAGCCUGAAGAAGCGGCCCGCGUCGGCAAAGUCCCGCCGCGAACUUGACGAGCUGGAGCUGGGAUACCGCCGCCGCCAGCACCAUGGCCACCACCAUCAUCACCACGGGCACCGCUCCGCCUCUCCUCCGUCUGAGCGCAAACGAGGCAGCCGAGUGAACUCUUCCUCAUACCUGUUACAGGACAAGGAAAGCCUGAGGGAUUUCUACCUGGACCAGUUCCGGCCCAAAGAAGGCAUCCCGCAGUGGGAGCACGUGGAUCUUACGGAUGGUCCCAGCGGGGGAGGUGGAGGCAACUGCACCAGCCUGGUGUCGGUGGACGACUUCUUGAAGAGCAAACCCAAGAAGCCGGACAGCAAGAGUGAGUGGGAAUGUCGCAGCUGUCGCGCCAGCAGUGCUGGCAGCAAGCAGACGGCCCUGCACGCAGGCGGGGCGGGCUACUGUGUGGCAGGUGGAGGUGUCGGGAGCAGUCGCCCCAGUUCAGCCACUUGCAUGCGGUGCGAAGCCUGCAAAAAGUCAGGCAACCUGUACGACAUCAGCGAGGACAGUAACCACCUGUUGGAGCAACUGACGCCGGCGCAGCGUCGCAGGGCUUUCAGUGGUAAACCGCUACGCCGGCAACAUUCCUACGACACCUUCGUGGACCUGCAGAGGGAAGAGUUGGGUGUGCCGCUGGGGUUUGGCGGGGCCGGAGCGCUGCCCCUGCCACCCCGCAGCGUCAGCCUCAAGGAGAGGGAGCGCUGCAUAGACCCCUCCAGUCCCUUCGCACACAUAUUUGAGUGUCCCGAGCAGGAUGCAGACCGAGACCCACUGUUCUACGGUGGCCUAGAGAGGGGGAAGAGCACGGGAACGCCAUUUGGAUUGUUCCCCCAGCGGCGCUCGGUUGGGGAGAGGGAUCAGAGAGACAGAGGACUCAUGGAGGGGCCAGCUCACUCCUUAUCCAAAUCCCUCUAUCCCGACCGAACCGACCACAACCCCUUCAUCCCUACGUUCGGAGACGACCAGUGUCUGUUGCAUGGUGGCAAGUCCUACUACGUGACUAAGCAGCAACAGCAGGGCGAUAUGCGCGGCCCCAUGGGCACGACCUCCUUCCUGCCGGCGUCGGCCGCCUCAGGAGUCAUGUCUAACUUGGCUCCGCGCUUCCCUGCGGAGUUGUGCAUGGGGAACCACCACACCAGCAAGCUCAGUCUCGGCCCGCCUCGACCGUUCAACGGCAGCAACGGACACGUGUAUGAGAAACUCUCCAGCAUAGAGUCCGACGUGUGAGAAAGGGAGAGGAGCGCGCGGUAAGGGACAGGGAAACAUUCUGUUAGCGCUCCGCCGCCAGAUUUUAGCAGAACACGCAGAACUUGAGAGAAUUGAAAAUGUCAUUUCCUGUGAAGUUCACGUCCACACCAAUCUCCACGAGCGGGUGAGAACAAGAGCAGGUCCAUCUGCUGAGUGUGUGCAAGAAGAAGAACAGGAGAGCAGAUGGCCGUUUCACCUCCGUCCCUCUCCAUCCUCACAUCUAACAGCCCAGUCCUGUACUCUUGUCUUUUGUGAAGAUACAAUCAUAAAAGCAUGAUUGAUUUCUUUUGAAACAGGGUAAUAACUGUACCUCAGAGACGUUGCUGACUGGUAAUCUGUUGAUGAAAUUGGGUUUCAAUUGUCUGUUCUUUUCUUGACCUUGCUCUAGAGGCCUUUGGUGAGCAUUAGGGAUAUUUGAAUGUGAUGAUCAAUCCAGUCUCCACAUCACGCUAAUGUACCCAUGGCAGCAGCCUCUCCCAUGCUGUUUACUGCCGUGACACACGCGUGCAUUAGUGAAAGUGCACAAGCCUCUGCCAUCAUUUAUACUCGAGUCUCUACUGCCGUGAUAUUUCAUAUCCAACAAGAAAUCUCUGAAAGGUGAAAAACGAAGGCUGAAAUGACCGUAUUAACGCCUCUCUUUGUUUUGGUUGUAAAUACAUUUCUCUUUAUAUAAGCCUACAAGGUUGACCUUUAAUAUAGCUUUUUCAAGUAUAACAAAUAACCAAAAUAAAGACAAAAACACAACAAAAUACACAAAAACAUAAAAUAUGCAAAAAUUAGCAAAAGCAUUAUAAUUCAUGAUAAGUGAUAUUUUAAGCGAUAGUUUGCUUUUUAAAUUCAUGUUUAUUACUUAACUCUGAUAGUUCCUAACCAGCUUCAUUUUAAGGAUUUACCUUUAUUCGUUUAGCCGCUGUGUAACAGAGCUGAGCCGUGCUGUCGUGGACAUGGUUAAUUUACUCGAUUAGUUUACCAAAUACUCCUCGCUAAGUUUCUCUUAAACGUUUCCAGACUCUCUCUUACACAAAUAAAUGCCUUUACUUCGCUGUGUGAAUGAGGACAUUUUAUGGAAGCUUGUUUUCAUCACUGAAUAAAAAAUAAAAAAGGUAAUUGCUACUUUUUUCUCACAUUUGCAAGUUAAUAUCUCACAAUUCUGAGAAAAAAGAACUGUGAGAUAUAAAGUCAAUUCUGAGAAAUAAUAUAUAUAAUAUAAAUUUACAAUUCUGACUUUAUUUCUCGCAAAUGCGAAUUUAUAUCUCGUAAUUCUCACUUGAUAACUCGUGAUUGCAAAUUAUCUCACAAUUGUGAGAAAAAAGCCAACUGCGAGAUAUAAAGUCACAAUUUUAAGAAAAAUAUUAUAAUUCUGAGAAAUAAUAUAUAUCAAUUCGCAAUUCUGACUUUUUCUCGCGAUUGUGAAUUUAUAUCUCACAAUUGUGAGAAAACAUCAGAAUUGUAAGAUAUAAUUCAAUUCUGAGAAAUAAUCACAGUUCUGGGAAAUAAUAUAAUAGAUAAUAUAAACUUUUUUAUUCCAAAUACGAGUUUAUAUCUCUCAACUCUCACUUGAUAACUCGCAAUUGCGAAUUUAUAUCUCACAGUUCUGACAAAUUGCAAUUCUGAGAAAUAAUAUAUAAAAUAAACUCGCAAUACUGACUUUUUCUCGCAAAUGUUUAUAUCUCGUACUUCUCACUUUAUAACUCGCAAUUGCGAAUUUAUAUCUCACUAUUGUGCAAAAACAUAAGAAUUGCGAGAUAUAAAGUCAAUUCUGAGAAAUAAUUUGCAGUUCUGAGAAAUAAUAUAAUAAUAGACUUCUAUUGCAAAUUCGAGUUUAUAUCUCGUAAUUCUCAAUUUAUAACUCGUAAUUGUGAAUGUAUCUCACAAUUGUGAGAAAAAAAGUCAGAAGUCAGACUUUUUUCUCACAAUUGCGAGUUUAUAUAUCACAAUUUUUACUUUAUAACGAAUUGAGAUAAAAAGUCGCAGUUACCUUAUUUUUAUGCACUUAACUUUAUUUAUUUUUUAUUCCAUGGUGGAAACAAGCUUCUGUAAGUAUCAGAGAUUUCAAUUGUUUAAAGGUAAUUAUAAAGAUACGCAUUUGCGCUUUUUUACCUCACAAAGUGUUUUUGUCAGAUUUAGCUAACAAUCGUCCUCAGAGUGUAGCGAAGUAAACGCACACAGACACACACACACACAGAUCUCCAGCAUCCGUCAAAGCAGGGCUAAUUUAACCCUUUCUAACGACUGACUGACUUUGUAAAGCUAAUUAGUAUGUUGAUAGAGUGCGUCAUGUUUUUUAAUUGUAUCGCUAUGGUGAGGUCCCGUCCUCGCUUUAGGUCUAUACCGCAGAAUAACCUUUCAUCUCCAGUUAGAGGAACUCUAACCAUGUCUUUAACCUUUCUUUUUAGAGCAUUAUUAUUAUUAUUAUUAUAUCUAAGCAUUUUAGGGUGUUUUCUUCUGGUAUGUUGAAGCCGGCGGUGUAAAUGUUCCCGACUAAUCUAUGUUUGAGUUUUCCUAAAAACACACAUAGUUUAGAUUCAGACACACACACACACACACACACACACUUCCCUACAUGCUUAUAGCUUGAGCUCUAUAUGCUUGAAAAUCACAUUUUCUUGUGUUCAUAGAGGAAUACGCCUAUUACGCAUAGCUGUAGUUAUAAUUUUUCUAGUGUACUCGCGAUAUAUAAGCAACUUUAGCGUUCUGUUGACUACUAUAUUCUCAUUAUUCUAAGGUAAGUAUAGCUGGUCUGAAGUAUUAUUCUACAGGUAAGAAACGCCCUGUCGUUUAUCCACAUCGCCGACUCCAUCUGUUAUUUCCACCAACGUGUGUGUGUGCGUGAGACACGGACUUCUAUGUUAAAUACUCUUGUUGCUAUGGCGCUGCCAUGGUGUUACAAUGCUGUUCCCAUGGUAACUGCAGUGCAAGAGGAUGCGGGCUGAAUGAGUGAAUUGUUUCACUAUGGAAUAAGAGCUACAUCCACUUUGAUAUGUUACCGAAAUUUUUACGUCAUUUUCAUCUCUGAAACGAUUCUCAAGUGAAUACAUGUACAGAUUGUGUAUAUAAUAAUGAGAGAAUUCCUCCUUUUGUAUGACAAUAUGAACACAAACCUCUAUGAGACUUUAAUAGUGAGAGAGUGUUUUGAUGAUGAUGAUGAUGGAUCAGAAUUCUUUCACAUGCUGAAUAAAGCGAAUUAAAAAAAACA